Messenger RNA from Cercopithifilaria johnstoni, 2418 nucleotides. Lineage: Eukaryota; Metazoa; Nematoda; Chromadorea; Rhabditida; Onchocercidae. The record is from the annotation of a GenBank genome assembly.
AUGCAACGAAUAUGCGACGGUCUUAUCAAAGGAAGAAAAAACACCGGUAUGUGGAAUGGGGACGGGCUGGAGUACGGGAGAUUUAAGCUGCUUAAAGCGACAGAUUCUAAGACAUUAUUCAUAUUGAUGGGUAGAAUAGCGUUGCAGGUGGUAAAAUAUCGUCCACCAUGGAUAUUAAUUAUGGCAAGCAGCACCGAUCAGAGGCCAUCCUUUAUGCAGACACGUCUUCUUCAACGUUCCCAUAGUUCUUUUGCACCGAGGAAGAGUCCCUUGACAGAUUGCAAUGGAAAAUCUGGGACUGGACAAUCAAAGUCAGUUCUCGUCGGAAGCGAGAAGGUAGGUCCGGAAUUAAUACAAGGCAGGAAGAAAUACUCUCCGAUUAUUUUAAAACAAACAAAAUAUUCACCGACAGGGACGAAGUUCGCAGCUAGAAUGGUUACACGAACUGCCAAGUUACGAAGUUUUAUCGAUAUCGUACCGCCUGCUCCGAUAAUUAUUCCGAAUUUGCCAAGAGAUGAGGCGGAUGUUGUUGUCGAUUUGAAUAAGGACGACAUUUCACGGGUUUUGGAGAAUUUCGCUAGAAGACCUUUGGUUCGGGAAUUAUCUGAGCAGAAUAAUGUAAAUAGAAAAAUGUUCCAUGCAGCAUAUAAAAGUUUUCGGAACUACUGUUUACAUGCAUCACCGUUAGAUCCGUGUAUUGCUAUUGUAAUCAGUGAUAUUCUGAACAAAGCACGUGAUGUUGACAGCAUAUACCCGUACUUUAUCGAGCAUGCCAAAAGAGUGUAUCCACAUUUGGAAUGCGAAAAGGAAUUGAAGACUUUAAGUGAUCUGACUAAACCAUAUAAUUGGUAUCCAAAAGCUAGGGAGUUAUUCAGGAGAAUACAUUUUCACGCAGGACCAACUAAUAGUGGAAAAACGUAUGAAGCAUUGCAACUGUUCUAUAAAGCCAAAACAGGUUUUUAUUGUUGCCCAUUAAGGUUACUUGCCAGCGAGGUGUGUCAAAAAACUAAUGAACAAGGUAUCAAAUGUGAUAUGGUUACUGGUGAAGAACGGCGAUACGCAGUUGAUGCUGACAGCCCCUCAUCCCAUGUUUCCAUGACUGUUGAAAUGGUGCCUGUUGAUGUGAAUGUGGAAGUGGCCGUGAUUGAUGAAAUUCAGAUGUUACGUGAUCAGAGUCGUGGUUGGGCUUGGACAAGAGCUUUACUGGGUAUUGCUGCGGAAGAGGUUCAUCUUUGUGGCGAAGAAGCAGCAAUCGAUAUUGUACGCAGUUUACUGGAUCCCAUUGGAGAACAUGUAGAAGUACAUCAUUAUGAAAGGAAAACUCCUCUUACUAUAAAUAAAGAGGCCUUGAAGAAGCUUGAUAAUGUUCAGGAUGGUGACUGUUUAGUAUGUUUUUCGGUUGCUAGGUUAUUUUCGGUAGCUAAAAGCCUAAUGAAAUUGGGCGUGCAACCGACCGUGAUAUAUGGGGCAUUGCCACCGUGGACAAAACUGAACCAAGCGAAAACAUUCAAUGAAAUGAGUCGGAAGCCCAAUGUAAUGGUUGCAACCGACGCUGUUGGAAUGGGUCUUAAUUUAAAUAUUCGCAGAAUCAUAUUUGUGCAGUUUCCCUUUGGUGAACAUCAAGCAAACUACCAUGUCAUGCAAGUCGCUGGACGUGCUGGUCGCUUCCAGUCUGCCUAUCAAAAAGGAUGGGUAACGACUUUACGACCAACAGAUAUGCUGUUGUUAGAGACAUUCAUGAAAGAACCCAUCAAACCAAUUGAAACUGCCGGUAUUGUGCCAACUUCUGAGCAGUUGGAAACCUUCUCAUAUCAUCUUCCUCAUGCUUCAUUUCUCAGUAUUAUCGAUAUGUUUAUAUCAAUCAGCUCUCUGAGCAAGAAGUUCCAUUUAUGUGACAUCGAACAGUUCCGAAAACUGGCCGAACUCAUAGAUGAUAUUCCAUUGAGUAUAAAGGUUAAAUAUGCUUUCUGCACUGCUCCAGUAGAUAUGGAAGUAGAUAAUGGUGUUGCCCGAACAUGUUUCGUGCGCAUAGCUCGGAGGUUCGCUGAAGGGCAAGCAAUAAAUUAUAAUUGGUUUUGUGAAAUAAUCCAGUGGCCGUUACCUAAGCCAAUCAGUGUUACAAUGCUUUUGGAUAUGUGUAAACUAUAUAAUUUAAUCGACCUUUAUCUUUGGCUCAGUUAUAAAUUUCCGGAUAUGUUUCCGGAUCGAGAAAGAAUACGCUUGCUGGGAAAACUGAUUGAAAGCUAUAUAAAUGAAGCACUGCUAGCAAUGUCUGAUAUAACAUCGAAUGAAGAGGAUGACUAUCUGGACGAAGUGAACGAUCAAGGUAAUUUUUAUUGCUUGUUAACAAUGAGUGCUUGCUUGAUUCUGUUUGAAUGGUGUUCACGUUGCUGCGGUUACCAAAUUAGUAUCGAUUAG